Thermothelomyces thermophilus ATCC 42464 is the source of this 1257-nucleotide messenger RNA. RefSeq lists its product as uncharacterized. The transcript is spliced from 5 exons. NCBI's taxonomy places the organism in Eukaryota, Fungi, Ascomycota, Sordariomycetes, Sordariales, Chaetomiaceae. The coding region runs from base 1 to 1005 and encodes 334 amino acids. The record is from RefSeq and is a predicted model, not a curated record.
AUGUCCACCAAGACUAUUAUUGCGACUGGAGCCUCCUCCGGCCUGGGGUUCGAGCUCGUCAAACAACUGCUGGCGCGGCCCCCCUCCCCGGCGUACCGCAUCGUCUUGGGCGCGCGCGACGUGGCCCGCACGAAGGCGGCCUUUGACGCCCUCACCACUGCGGCCGCCCUCCCCCACAGCAACAGCAGCAGCAGCAGCAGCAGCAGCAGCAGCAGCAGCAGCAGCAGUGGUGGCGACAGCGGCGGUGGCAGGCACAGCGUGACCGUGCUGCCGCUGGAGCUGGGCGACAUGGCCGGCACGCGGGCCUUUGCGCGGCAGGCGCUUCGGGCGAUCGCGCGGGACAGCGGAGACGGGGAGGAGAAAGAGGAGGAGAAAACCAGGCUGGACUACUUGCUGCUCAACGCGGCGAUCACGGGGGGCAACGACGCCCGGUGGGUUGGGCCUUGGGGGUGGUGCGAGGGUCUGGUUGUCAAUCAUCUGUCCCAACAUUACCUAGUGCAUCUUUUGAGGGAGAAGCUGGUGGAGAGCAACUCGAGGGUGGUGUUUGUGUCCUCGGGGGCGAUACGACAGGUGUCGGACACAGAGUCGCUGGAGGCAGACGUCAAGGCGGGCUCGGGCGCCCAUCCCUUCACCACGUAUAGCCAGACCAAGUUCAUCCAGUUGCUCGGCGCUCACUGGUGGCGGCGGCAGUUGAAGGGGCAGGCGACCGUCGUUGCCGUCUCGCCGGGACUGAUCCCUGGCACAGGUCUGGGGCGGGGAAGCGGGACGUUUGACAUACCCAAGAUUCCCAUGGCAGAUGCGAAGCCGAUUCCUGUCGGAGCACAGAGCAUUCUCCGCGCCUUCACGCGCGACGACUUCCCCGAGGAUCCGCAGCAGAUCUUCCUCACCAGCUGGGGCGAGUGGUGGCCCAAGGAGGUCUACCGUCUUACGCUUGACGAGAGUCUUCAGGACAAGUGGUGCCCGAGCAAGGAGGAGAUCGAGAAGGAAGCCGGGCUGUCUGGCUGAGCUGGGUCUUGAGAGGGGCCGGCCGAGGACACGCCGUGCGUGUUGCUGCUUAGAAUGGUGCAGGCCAUGCCAGCCUUUUCUUGUUCCUCAGCCUUCGCAAAGAUUGUAACUCAAAUCCGAGAGCAACUUGGACGUUUCACGGAAAGAUUGCAAUGAAGUCCAGUGAAGAGAACCGUCGUACUGGAUCAACGUACAUGUGCACGUUAUUUCGCACAAUUUCAACCUUCGAGGUCAACCUGAGGGCUGGGGUCU